CACCCUUUGAGAAAUACUCUAACAUAUUUUGUUGUAGAUCAAAGUGCUUUCGAGGUACUUUGCCGUACUUUCAAGUACUUGAUAGGUACUUUGACGUACUUUCAAGUACUUUAAAUUACUUUUGUACUUUGAUGUACUUUAUAUACUUGAAGUCCGCUGUUUUCCCCUUGCUGAAGAGAUUGAUAUUUUAAUAUGCGCGCAUUAAUUAUCAAUAGUUACCAUCAUUUCCAUAUGGAUAACAUUAUCAAAAAUUGAUUAUUACAAAAAUUAACAUCAUAUUAUAUGUCAGGAAACUCCCCUUUAGGAAUGUUUCUGUUUUGAGUAUACCUUAUGAAUUUUUUCUUAACUUUAUAUUUUAUAAAAAUGUGCUGUCAUGAAUUUGUGACAUCUAUACAUUAAUUUAUUGAUAGGAUUAUUCAUCUGAACUAAUAAGAUGUUAUAUGUUAUUUUUUGUUCUAUUUCUACUCAUUUUGUUUAUUUUAAUUCUCUUUUCUAGUCAUUGCUAUGUCAGAUAAAUUCAUUCCACAUUAUUUACGUGAUACUGAUAAUAUAUCAACCGAUCAUGACAUAUAUCAACAACAAAAAUGGGCACGAACAGCAAUCAAAGCAAAAGAAAAUGUUGAAUUACGACAAAAAUUUCCACCAUUUGUCGUACCAACAGCUAUUUAUAAAGUGGUCCAUGUGAACAAAUAUACUUCAAUGGAAGAAAUGCACUUAUUGGUCAAUCAUGUACAAGAAUGUACUCAAUUUACUACUGGUACAGAGCUAUAA
This is a messenger RNA of Rotaria sp. Silwood1, 771 nucleotides long. The record is from the annotation of a GenBank genome assembly. Lineage: Eukaryota; Metazoa; Rotifera; Eurotatoria; Philodinida; Philodinidae.